CAACGUGCUUCGGAGACAGACAGACGAAGAGUCAAUCAAUUGGCUACAUUCCGCCUCUGCAAUUUCAUCCUCAACUUCUGCAACUUCCCCGGGACGCCAAGAGAUCGCCGUCAUCCAAGAUGGGAGAACAAAUUCAGAUUAUCACGGCCCCGCUGGUCAACGUCCGCAUCACCAGCAACAUCAACUCGUUCAUGGCUGAGAAGCGGUUUGACCGAGGUCUUACUAUUGCCGACUUGAAGGGUCGCUUGGAACUCAUCACAGGGGCGUCUGCUGCAUCCAUGUCCCUGGAGGUCUUGGACGAGAAUGACAAACAUGCAUGCGCCCUCAGUGACGACAAUGCAUUACUAGGGUCUUACAAUGUCGAGGAGAACUACAGAAUCCAUGUAACUGAUUCGAGUAAGAGGGAAGGUGAAUUCGAAGACCUGUCAAAAGUGGAGAAGUUUCAGUUAUCAGAGGAAGAAUACACCAAGCGAAAUGAUAGUGUGAGGUCUUACUUGAUGAAGAACAAGCUUGGGAAGUACGACGCAGAGGAACAGAAGAGAUUGGAGGAGGAGAGAAUAGCAGCAGAGAAGGCCGAAGAGGAGAAGGCCAGCGCCAUCACAGUCGACAGCAGAUGUGAGGUCAAGAUUCAAGGAGAGGCAACACGCAGGGGUGUUGUCAUGUAUAACGGUAAAGUGCACUUCAAACCAGGCAUCUGGAUUGGCAUCAAAUAUGACGAACCAAUGGGGAAAAAUGAUGGAAGCGUUGGUGGAAAGCGUUACUUCGAGGCUCCAAUGAAGUACGGCGGCUUUGUCCGGCCUUGCAACGUGGAAGUGGGCGACUUCCCCGAGUUUGGCGACGAAGAGGACGAGAUGUAAAGAGGAGCCCUUGGGCGACAGGAAUCUUUCAGAUGUCCAAAACUGAAAAGUGAAGCAUGAGGGAUUUUGGCUUGCUUUAAAACCAUAGCUGACAAGAGUCAGAUAGAAUUACUUAGAAAAGUUUUGAGGCCCUUUUAUUUUGCC
Macrobrachium nipponense is the source of this 1001-nucleotide messenger RNA. RefSeq names its product tubulin-folding cofactor B-like. Gene Ontology annotation, biological process: tubulin complex assembly; cytoplasmic microtubule organization; post-chaperonin tubulin folding pathway. Lineage: Eukaryota; Metazoa; Arthropoda; Malacostraca; Decapoda; Palaemonidae. Gene Ontology annotation, molecular function: microtubule plus-end binding; alpha-tubulin binding. The transcript has 7 exons. Gene Ontology annotation, cellular component: nucleus; cytoplasm; microtubule plus-end. Bases 120 to 857 code for a protein of 245 amino acids. The record is from RefSeq and is a predicted model, not a curated record.